AUGCCCACUGUCGCUGUCUUCUUUAAGGAUAAAACGAGGACCUUUCAACCAGGGUUGAACAAUAGGCUUAAGGAUUUGAUUAAUAUAAUCGCGCUGGGUCAUCUUUCUAUUGGUAUUGCUUUUAAUGUCGUAAAACAUAAUUCUGCAUGCGUGAGAGGUGUAGAAGCCGAUGUUCUGGCUGCUGACGUGCAGCAAGGGCAAGAGCUAGUGCCUAAGAUCUCUGUGGAUGUGGAGACCGAAAGGCAAGAUCACAGCGUCUUACGCGCUCCGCCCACCGUCGGCGAUGAUCGAGCACUGGUCUCGAGCCGCCUAUUUCAAGAUGCUGUGCUGGUGCGCGCUGAAGAGGAAUCGGAAUAUGAUUGGCCUCCUGCUGUAGAUCCGGAUGAUAACCGGUGGACGGUCGAGAAACUGAUCGAAAAGCGGCGGAUAGGGAGGGCAGUCAAGUACCUCGUGAAGUGGCUGGGAUAUCCGGACAGCGCAAACAGCUGGGAGAAAAAGAAGGAUAUCGAUCCUGACAUCGUCGCGGCCUUUGAAGCUGAACUCCUGCUGGCCCAGGAUCAGGUUUAGACGCUUAUCGAAUUUAUCGAAUUUUCCAUAUUUGUGAGUUGGAAGAUGA
Molecule: messenger RNA, 616 nt
Organism: Lindgomyces ingoldianus
Lineage: Eukaryota; Fungi; Ascomycota; Dothideomycetes; Pleosporales; Lindgomycetaceae
Exons: 2
Coding region: 1-567 (188 amino acids)
Source: RefSeq, a predicted model, not a curated record